Molecule: messenger RNA, 1584 nt
Organism: Papilio polytes (common Mormon)
Lineage: Eukaryota; Metazoa; Arthropoda; Insecta; Lepidoptera; Papilionidae
Product: epidermal growth factor receptor kinase substrate 8-like
Exons: 9
Coding region: 220-1584 (454 amino acids)
Biological process (GO): regulation of Rho protein signal transduction; Rho protein signal transduction
Cellular component (GO): plasma membrane
Molecular function (GO): actin binding
Source: RefSeq, a predicted model, not a curated record
GGGUGCGGCGGGGCGCGGCCGGGCCAGUGUACGUCGGGUCGCCAACGCGGCGCGAGGUAUUGCAAAUACUGUGAGUGUAGUGCGUGUUCCGAAGAUCCUUCCUGUGGCGUGUCGUCGACUUGAAGGCGGCCGAGAUACAUUAAGAAGUGAUUGAAACCGAGUGCAACCGAGUGUCCUUCAGCCGGGGAUGUGUGGCCACCCUGCGUGAGGGCGCGAGGGAUGGCGCAGCGCGGGGGCGGGGGCGGGGGCGGCACGGGGGACACGCAGCGCGCGCUCGAGCAGUUCGAGCAGCUGGCGGGGCUGCGCGCUUACGUGCUGGAGCACCUCGCUACGUUCACGGUGACGCGCGAGACCGGCAUCGUGUACCCGGCGGACGGCAUGCGUCGGCUGCUGCAGCUAGAGAAGACUAACGGGAUAUGGAGUCAGAAAAUGCAGCUAUGUCUCGAGGACCAGUGGGUGCUGGUCAUGGACUAUGAGUCAGGGAGUAUAAUGGAGCGCUUCCCGGCGUCGCACGUGCACUCCCCGACGGCGUUCACGUCGCCCGAGCCCGGCGAGUUGUACAACAACGUGCUGGCGUUCGUGGCGGGCGCGCCGGACGCGCCAGACGCGCGCCGCGAGCUGCACAUCUUCCAGUGCCACGACGUGCCCGCGCACGCGCUCGUUGAGGAGCUCAAUGCGCUCAAGGGGGUGGGCGGCGCGGCAGGGGAACCCGGUCGGGAUUUCGUCAUCGAGCGGGAACGAGAGAGGGAGAGAGAAAACGAGAUCGAGCGUCCGCGUCGGCAGCCGAUGGCGGCGCAGCUGGGACGUGAGCGCGGUGAGCGCGCGGGCUCGGGCGGCGACCGCGACGACGCCUCGUCCACCGGCUCAGAGCGGCUGUACGAGCAGGACAUCGCCAUCCUCAACCGGUGCUUCGACGACAUCGAGAAGUUCAUAGCGCGACUGCAGCACGCAGCGGCGGCGUCGCGCGAGCUGGAGCGGCGGCGACGCGGCGGGCGCGGCGCGCGGCGCGCCGGCGACGGCAUGCUGGCGCUACGCACGCGCCCGCCGCCGGAGCGGGACUUCGUCGAUGUGCUGCAAAAGUUCAAGCUGUCGUUCAACCUGCUGGCGAGGCUGCGCGCGCACAUACACGACCCCAACGCGCCGGAGCUGGUGCACUUCUUGUUCACGCCGCUGGCGCUGAUCGUGGACGCGGCGCAGGACGCGGCGGACGGGCGGCUGGCGGCGCGCGUCGUGCAACCGCUGCUCACGCGCGACGCCCUCAACCUGCUCGCCAACUGCGUCACCAGCAAGGAGACCGAGCUGUGGCACUCGCUGGGCGACGCCUGGCUCGUGCCCAGGGAACAAUGGAAGACCGCGAUUCCUCCUUACCAGCCGGUGUUCAUGGACGGCUGGCUCCGCGUGCCCGGACACCAGCUGUUCGCGCUGAGCCGCGCGCAGCUGGAGCGCGCGCUCGGACACGACGAGGGCAAGCGCCUCUACAGCCAGGUGCUGGUGCAGCGCAACGUGUCCGGGUAUAAGACGACGUCCGCCUCCGAGCUGCAAAGCAUCCUGCGCAAGGUGCGCGAGAAGGUGGAGGUGACCUAA